Salvia miltiorrhiza (redroot sage) is the source of this 1302-nucleotide messenger RNA. Its product is annotated as probable alkaline/neutral invertase B. Lineage: Eukaryota; Viridiplantae; Streptophyta; Magnoliopsida; Lamiales; Lamiaceae. The record is from RefSeq and is a predicted model, not a curated record. The coding region runs from base 1 to 1302 and encodes 433 amino acids. Gene Ontology annotation, biological process: sucrose catabolic process; regulation of DNA-templated transcription. The transcript is spliced from 9 exons. Gene Ontology annotation, molecular function: DNA binding; endo-alpha-N-acetylgalactosaminidase activity; sucrose alpha-glucosidase activity.
AUGACAGUAUUCUUGAGGGAUUUUGUCCCCGUUGGACUGGCACUCUUGAUGUCAAGUGGUGAUGAUGAUAAAUGUGAUUUGAACAUUGUGAAAACAUUUCUAUUGACGAGUCUUGAACUUUCACGAAAUGGUGUGUUUUGUCAUAGUUUCAGACUCACAGUUGACACCAUUGACCCAGGAUACGAGAACUUAGAAGCUGAUUUCGGGUCGGACGUUCCCAUAGACAGUGGCCUAUGGUGGACCGUGCUUCUGUACGCAUACACAAUGAAGUCCAAGGAUCUUACUGUUUCCAUGUUGCCUCAAGUGCAACUUGCAAUAAAAAAGGUGUUCACAUUGUUUCGUUUGGAUGAGUUGAUUGCUGAGCAUGUUCCUCAAUGGGUGUCCCUUGGUGCUGCCGGAUAUUUUCUUGGAAAUUCUUGUCCAACUGGAUGCAUAAAGGUGAAUAAAGGUGACAUUGCUAGUGAAGCCAUAAAGUUGCUCGAAGCACAUCUCUACCAAUACAAAUGGCCCGAAUAUUAUGAAGGUGAAGCCAUAAAGUUGCUCGAAGCACAUCUCUACCAAGACAAAUGGCCCGAAUAUUAUGAAGGUGAAACAGUGCAGGUAUUCUUGAGGGAUUUGUCAAGUGGUGAUGAUGAUAAAUGUGAUUUGAACAUUGUGAAAACAUUUCUAUUGACGAGUCUUGAACUUUCCCGAAAUGUUCGUUUGGAUGAGUUGAUUGCUGAGCAUGUUCCUCAAUGGGUGUCCCUUGGUGCUGCCGGAUAUUUUCUUGGAAAUUCUUGUCCAACUGGUAUUGAUUUUAGGUGGUUUUUGGUUGAAAAUUGCCUUGCAAUAUUGAGCAAUUUAGCAACAAAACGCCAAGCAUCAUGUAUAUGCUUCUUCAUUGAAAGUCAUUGGGAUGAGUUUAUUGGUCAAAUACCGUUAAAAAUUGUUUAUCCAGCAAUUGAAUUCAAUGAAGAUCAUGACAAUGUUGUUACUGACCAAAAAACUAAAAGCUGGAGUUAUCUCAAUGGUGAUUCUUGGCCAGUCCUUAUUUGGGUUCUCACAGCAGGCAUAAAGGUGCAAAGACAAGUAAAAACAAAUGAUGGAUCAAGAGGUGAGAUAUGGACUGUGAGAGGUGGCCCUAAGUCAGUGUGUUCCCCAGGCAACAACACAAAACUUGGAGUCAAAAAACACUUCUCGUUUUGCUUGGAGAGCAAGCCGACAGAAUGGAAAAUGGUCGAGUACAAUCUUGAACAAGCUGGGGUUAAUACAUCUUCUGUGUUCUCAGAUUCUGAAUCAGCUAAUGCUACUUACGAGGUGUAG